AUGAAGUCUCUUUGGUCUUCUCCCAACAGUAACGAGGAAGAAGAGGAGAUUACUGUACCUGAUCCCAACUCGUCUGUUUCUCCUCCUAAUACUCCUUUUGAUCCUUUUCGAUCGCAGAUGUUGCUCUCCACUAGAACCUCUUUGGCUGCUCCUGAUGGUCCCCUGUACCCAGGUGAUCUCCUGGUGGAGACAGGUGCCACGGAAGACAGAGACAAGCAGAGCGAUGAUGAUGAUGAUGACGAUGACGAUCACCCGUUCAAUGACUCAAAGAAUAACAAGGAUGGUGAUGAUGCCUGGAGUGAGUCUCCCAGCAACCUCGACUUCUCCAUUUCCAGUAUGGAUAUUGAACGCGGUAUCCGUAACGGUGCUAUGCAGAAUAUAGCUUUUGAGUACGUGUACAGCACUUUGUACGACUUGGUGUAUGACAUCUGUACGUGGCCCAGGCUCCUACUCAGCUACUGCCUAGGCAUGUUUGGCUUGACGCGAAAGAAGAACAAUGAUGCUGACGGACCAUUGCCACCGAAUGGCAACAAUCAUGUACAAGACAUGGCUGUAGCAGCUUCACAAUCAGCAGCCAUUGGAAUAGGAGCAGUAGUCAUGGCAAGUCAGUCGGCUGCUGCUGGAGCUGGGGCAUCCUCCAUGACAGCUGCUGUCUCGGCUCUUUCCACGCCUACCAAGAUUAGCAUCAUUGUGGCGGCAGCCAUCACAGUGACUGCUACUACUGCAGGAAUUGCCACAGGAAUCAGUGGUGGCAGCGACAACAUUGUUGGCCCCUGCGCUGUUAGCAUUGAAACUACUGAUGUCAAGCAAGGUGUCCUGCUAAUCGCUUUUUCUUCAUCAGAUCCAAACAUUGCCGUUGCCACACCUUCUACCGGCGAAUUGCUCUUAGAGAACAAAAAAGAGCUCGAAGAUAUUUUUGCUCAAGUCUACAACAAUGUCACUGCGGAUUCCAUCAAUGGUGCCCUAGUUGAUCAAUGUGACACCCCCCAUAUUCCAACUGGUGGUGUCCAGCUGAUGCAGGUUGAGUCGUCUGAAGAUGACAAUUUUACCAAUACCUUUUGGGUUGCCGAUGUGCAAUGCAAUGGAUGCUCCGACACAGACCCACUUUUUGGAACCGACACGGAAGGGAGUCCCCAACUUGAUCUUGCGGGGACUGUUGUUGAUGAUUUUGUUGACCAGUUUACUCGAGCUAUACAACCCAUUCUGACUACAAAUGAUCCAACACAAGAAACUGACCCAAUGACCAGCCCACCACAGCCGGAACAAGAAGACCCACCAACAGACAUUUUGUUUGUGGCACUGGUGGAUCCAACGACAGGAGAGAUUCUCCCAGAACAGCCACAACGGCUGGGACCUGGUGAUCUGAUUGAGCUGCUUCCAAGCUUAGACACAAUUUGGAAUGAAAACACAAAUGGCUCAGAACAAGACAGACUAGUACCAGGUUCUCCUUCUUCAACCGUUGUAUCUGCUCCUACAGCCACUUCCAACGUAGGGCCGCCUGCUGCUAUAGAUGCCAAUCUUCCUACCGCAACUACCAGAACAGAGUCAAAGCCUACCCCAACUGCAGCUGCACCCACAAACACUGGAAUCAUGGAAUCAAGUUCCAACAAUGAGAUGCCCAAUGUCCCACCAGCAGCAGGAAGUGGAGUAUCCAAUCAGGGAGCCACUAUUGGUCCAACUGUUGUUUCUGGCCAAGCCAGUUCUGUUGCCACCAACCCCAUUGUUACCAAACAACCAAGCGGUAAUGCUGGCACUUUUGCUCCAGCAGCAACAAGUCCAUCAUUCUCAAUGGCCAAUAAAGAUCAAGUUACAACCAAUGGCAACCAGCAGCAAGAACAAGAGCCAUCCUAUGAGCCAAACUCAUUAGCACCAGCUACCGGUGCAUCAAGCUCCAAUCCCAUGUUGCCAUCCAUUGUGAUACCAGCGUCAACCCCAGCCAAUGGCAAUACAUCACCAAGUGUGGCUCAGCCAAUGGCCCCUUCUAAUGUGGACCAGACCAACACCCAACCCACAGCAAGCGUUCCAGCCCCUACUCCUAAUCGUCCCACUGAUGUUACCGUUCCCCAGGCACCAAAACAGGCUCCAUCACCUGCAGGCAUUCCAAACAUAGGCCCAGUCAGCCCGAAUGCUAAGAUGCCACCAACACAGCUAACAACCAAUUCUCCCGCAACCCUUGGAAAACCCACAAAAGAUAUACUGACAAUGGCUCCAACAAGCAAGAUGCUGUCAGCAGAGACAUGUGCUGGCAACCCUUACUCCAUCAAUGAUGAAAGCAUUGAAUGA
Messenger RNA from Seminavis robusta, 2283 nucleotides. NCBI's taxonomy places the organism in Eukaryota, Bacillariophyta, Bacillariophyceae, Naviculales, Naviculaceae. The record is from the annotation of a GenBank genome assembly.